Aspergillus novofumigatus IBT 16806 is the source of this 4279-nucleotide messenger RNA. RefSeq names its product putative sensor histidine kinase/response regulator. Gene Ontology annotation, molecular function: phosphorelay sensor kinase activity; protein binding. NCBI's taxonomy places the organism in Eukaryota, Fungi, Ascomycota, Eurotiomycetes, Eurotiales, Aspergillaceae. The transcript is spliced from 4 exons. The coding region runs from base 354 to 4076 and encodes 1240 amino acids. The record is from RefSeq and is a predicted model, not a curated record. Gene Ontology annotation, biological process: phosphorylation; phosphorelay signal transduction system.
ACCACAUUGGCCUUUCCCGAUACCGGCUAGUGCAACGACACCCAACCAAUCACAUCCCGCUGUCUAAAUGACAAAGUACCAUGAUGACGUUGUGGCCUUGGUUCCUUAGGCCUCAGCCUGUCUCUUCCAUGUUUCUAAGUUGUUUCCCCAAUUUCGCAUUCCCCAGCAGGCCCGGUGGUCCUGUCCUCUGACCAGCAAUCAAUCGUCUCUCACCAAAAAUUUCGGUUUUCCUUUUCCACUGGCGACCUGUUGAGAUCUGGCCCCCCAAAAAAGAAUUAAUCAUAUUCCUGUGCAGCCUCCCUUGAAUUCUUGAGCCAUGUGCUAGUGAGAGAGAUGAAGAAACAAGCCAUGAGAUGUUAGAGCUCUCGGAAUAUAGCACACCAGGCUGCAACCCCUCCCCCGAGGUCGCUAUGGCACAGGAGCGUGAAUUCUACAAAUAUUUCCAGCUGCCUCAGCGUCCGGGUCUCCUCCAUCGGCCACCACCAUCUCCUCGGAGCGAAAUCGAUGCGGAACUGCUACCACAAUCAUCACAAGACACCACUUUGACGGCGCUGGCGCAGCUCGGAGCUUUGCGAUUGAAUGCCCGACGAUGCAUGAUCUCCCUCUUCGAUCGUCAUACGCAAUAUAUCCUCGCUGAAUCAACUCGCACAUUAAGUCUCCAAGAUGACAGGGUCCAUGUCGACGGUGAUGGCCUGUGGCUGGGCAGCAGUGUCAUUCCCAAACCAGAUGGGAUCUGUCACUAUUGCUGCGAGGAGGAUCAGCUCAACGCCGGGCCAAAGGGUCCGAAUGGAGCAUAUUCCGCAUUGGUCAUCCCCGACUUGACCAAGGACGACCGGUGCAGCAAGCGACAGUAUGUGGUGAACGCCCCGCAUCUGAGAUUCUAUGCUGGAGUGCCUCUUAUGAGCCGUCGGGGCAUUGCCAUCGGCGCAUUCGCAGUGAGUGACGGUCAGCCUCGUGCAGGGUUAGAUCCGCUGGAGAUUCGGUUUAUGACGGACACCGCGGCCGCCGUCAUGAAUCAUCUGGAAAUGAUGCGCUCUCAUGAACAGAAUCGCCGCGGGGCCAAUAUGAUCGCAGGAUUGGGAAGCUUUGUCGAGGGAGCGACGUUCCCGUCAAGCAGUCUCCGAAGACCAGUACACACUCACGAUGAGGAUGAGGAACAGGAGCCAGAGAAGCCGCAGAACAUCAUCCCACAGACGCGACGGCAUCACCAAACACGAUCUCAUGAAGGACAGGAGUCUGAGAAGCGACCUCGAGUCUCCUCCACGCCCAAUCGCCACCGUCAACCGGAGAUCACCCUGGCGUCGGGUACCAGAGAGAUCAUUUCACGCGCGGCUCGUGUUCUGCGCGACUCUUUAGAGGUGGAGGGCGUUGUUUUCUUCGACGCGAGUGUCAACUCUUACGCGACUUUGGUCCGGAACUCGGACGGUCGCCAGUCGGACAUGGAGAGCAGUAGCAGCACAGGUGACGCCAAUUCCAGCAGUGACAGUGACAAUCCGACUACCGGACACUCGUCAACCGAGACGGACGAUUCGGCCAUGUGUGAAGUGUUGGGAUACUCCACGGCGCAAGAUGAUUCCGAGAAAUUGACCGCGCCAAUGCGAGAAUCGUUUCUUCGAUCCCUCCUCCGCCAUUAUCCCCGCGGUGCUGUCUUCAAUAUUGAUGAGAACGGUGGGGUGUCGUCUAGUGAGGGAAGCGACAGUGCCUCCGCAAGCUACGUCUCUCGAGAGAUCGUUUAUCGUCGUAACGAGGGCUCCAAGGUUCAGCGACACUGGAAACAGAGAAAACGGGAGCGAUUGAGUCUCAAGGAAGAAAACAAGACCCUGAUCAAAGUGUUCCCUGCUGCCCGCAGUGUGACCAUGUUCCCUCUCUGGGACUCACGCCGAAAUCGCUGGUUUUCAGGGCUCUUUGUGUGGACGGCUGCGCCGCGCGUCUUCAGUCUGACUGGCGAGUUGGCUUAUCUCUACGCCUUUUCCAACAGCAUCAUGGCGGAGAUCCAUCGGCUGGAUAUCGAGUUGGCGAACAAGGCGCACGCCACUCUCGUUGGAAGCAUUUCUCAUGAAUUGCGCAGCCCCCUGCAUGGCAUUCUCGGCAGUACGGAAUUACUGACCGAUUCCACGAUGACACCCGCUCAGGUUGCUCUGGUCACUACCAUCGAGCACUGCGGUCGGUCGCUGCUGGACAUCAUCAACAAUAUGCUGGACUUUGCGAAGAUCAACCAGUUCGCUCGCAAAUCCCGAUCGUCCCGGUUCAAAUCGGCGCACGCCCUUCGUCGGCGGCCGGGGUUGCCUGCACGAUUCGCUUCCAACGAUAAGCCCGGCUUGGGGGUUGUCAAUCUGAUCUCAGAUGUUCAGCUGGAUGCCGUGCUGGAAGAAGUUGUGGACAGUGUCUUUGCUGGGGGGCUCGUUGCCCGACCAGCUCCCCAGGUUCCUGCCCGGGAUAGCGCCGGAGAUUUACUUAUGAAAGGUGCUACAGAGCGACCGCUUUCCGCUUUUAAUGAAGCACUCACCAUCAUUUACGAUGUUGAGCCCGGUGUGCAAUGGCUCUUUGAAACACAGGCCGGUGCAUGGCGUCGGAUCCUCAUGAACCUCUUCGGGAACGCCCUCAAGUACACACAGUCGGGUUACAUCUCUGUGACGUUGAGGUGCAGCUCGACACCGUCCAACCCUAAGAUGAAACGAUUGGCUCGUGGAGAUGGGACACGGGAGGGCAUGGGCAGUGUAACUUUGACCGUCAAAGACACCGGGCAAGGCAUCGACAAGCAAUAUUUACAGAGCAAUGUAUUCAAGCCGUUCUCGCAGGAAGACCCUCUCUCUCCGGGGAGUGGCUUGGGCCUCAGCAUUGUCCAUCAGACUGUGGUAUCACUUGGUGGGAAAGUCGACAUAACCUCCACAAAGGGUAUCGGGACUGAGGUGACGGUCACGAUGGAUCUACCGCGCACUCCUCAGGCAGAGGUGUCGGAUAACGAACGCGACACCAGCAUUAUCCGCAAAGCAAAAGACCGAGUACGUGGCAAGUCGAUUGGGCUGAUCGGAUUUGGAUCGUCGUCCUCCCAACAAGAGGAUGAGGCACUGAUUCUCUUGCGCUCGUCCCUCCUUCGAAUGUACAAGGAGCAUUUCGGGAUGGAAGUCGGCAUCGUCUCGUCGAACGUGUCGGAUCAGCAGGUGUACGACCUAUAUUUGGUCCGACAGGCAAACCUGGACGAAGUGGAUCAGAUUUGUCGGCAGGUCACAAUGGCCGAGAGUGACUCGAGCAGCCCGCCGAUGAUCGUCGUUUGCUCAACGCCUCAGAUGGUGCAAAAGCUAUCAACCUCUGCGAGUCAGCGACCGUCGCCGUCGAUCUACGAGUUUAUCAGUCAGCCAUGUGGACCGUCCAAGAUGGCCAAUUCACUUCUGGCUUGCCUCAAGCGCCAAAGGGAACGGCCGUCUUGUAUGACGGCUGGCGGGCUUGACACUGCGUUUCUCACCGCGGCUCAAGCGAGCAAACCUAGGCGGCACAGUGAGAAUGUGUCGCGGGUCGACUUCUCCUUGACGCCGGCGAAGGCCAUAGUUUCAGUGACUACCACUAAAGUUGAUGAUUCGGCUAUGGAAGUAUCAACGAUAGAGGCAACCAAAAGAGUUCCCUCCGUCCUUUUGGUGGACGACAAUGACGUGAAUCUGAAGCUGUUGGUCGCUUUUAUGAAGAAGGCCCAGUUUCCUUACCAUACGGCUUCCAAUGGGCUCGAGGCUCUGGAAGUAUACAAGACGAAUGUCGGGUACAUCCCAGUUGUUCUCAUGGGUGGGUGGUCCUAUUCACUACCAGGUCUAUCGGUUCUUCCAACUAACCAAUUAGACAUCUCCAUGCCGGUCAUGGACGGUCUCGAGGCGACGCGGGAAAUCCGCCUGUUCGAGAAGAUGCACCGCGAAGGAAGCACCAGUGCUGGUCAUUCGUGCUCCAAGCCCACCACAGUCAUUGCGCUGUCGGGAUUGGGCAGCGCCCCGGUGCGGCAGGAGGCCUUUAAUUCCGGCAUUGAUCUCUUUCUGUCCAAGCCAAUCCGCUUUCAGGAAUUAGUCAAGCAGAUUGACGGGCUCAUGCAUUGACUUUGGGUUCAUGUCAGUACAGCAUUUCAGGCUAUCUUAGCAAGGUCACUCACGCACUAGGAUGACGGAGUUGGGCGUUUGUCUUAUAGGCAGGGACGAGACACUAGUAAAGGCAUCUAGCAGGCACGUAGUUCCUUGUCAUCUUUGGUAAAGUUAGCAUCAUCCUUGGGCUCUAGGUAAACAGGAACCAGGAUUUAUAAUCA